UUGAGGAGGAGCUUGCAGCGAUAAGAUUCCCUCCACGCUCCUCCAGCAUUACAAACUCUCAGUGUAUCCAUCCUCCUCACCUCUCCUCUCCGCAGCGCACUUUGCUUUUUCGCGGACGCACACUUUGGUUUUAAUUACUCCCCCUCCCCUUUCACCCCCCGUUGGAAGGUGCACAGGUGCAUCCCACUGUUGUUACUCGCUCCCUGCUCGGUUGAUUAUGGUCACAACCCCCGCGGUGCCAAGGUGGAGUCACCGCGCGUUUCUCGGAUCGGUGCGCUUCUCCAGGGGCUGGGAUGCGCACCGGGCACCUCUCGCUUCCUGCCUAAUUUCGGGUCCGGACAGGAGUCCAGUUCUGCCCCGGGGCGCCGAGGCAGGAGGAGCCAGUCCACCCGGAGCAGGAUGCCGGUGAUGAGAGGGCUGCUGGCCCCGCAGAACACCUUCCUGGACACUAUCGCCACGCGCUUCGACGGCACCCACAGUAACUUCGUGCUGGGGAACGCUCAGGUUCAGGCGCUCUACCCCAUCGUUUACUGCUCCGAUGGAUUCUGCGAGCUCACCGGAUUCGCCCGGGCCGAGCUCAUGCAGAAGAGCUGCGCCUGCCACUUCCUGUACGGACAGGAAACCAGCGACAAGCAAACAGCUGAGAUCCAGGGAGCGCUGGACGAGAGGAAGGAGUUCAAAACUGAGCUGGUGUUCUACAAGAAGGAAGUAUAG
Molecule: messenger RNA, 714 nt
Organism: Gymnodraco acuticeps
Lineage: Eukaryota; Metazoa; Chordata; Actinopteri; Perciformes; Bathydraconidae
Product: potassium voltage-gated channel subfamily H member 3-like
Exons: 3
Coding region: 400-714 (104 amino acids)
Cellular component (GO): nucleus
Source: RefSeq, a predicted model, not a curated record